UCCAUUUCUAAAUUUGCAGCACAGCUCCCGGAAAUGCUGCUUUCUUUUCGAGCUUGACAGCAGACAGUCUUGAUCAGGAAGCGCAGCAAGUUCAAGCCGGCCGGCAAAGGAGGCAAAAGUGACGAGGGCACCACAGGCUGACUGGCUGGCUGGCUGGAGAAGAGGAGAGGAGAGGACCGAAGCGAAGAGAAGAGGAGGGACAAAGAUGAUGGGAGCGAAAAUGAUUGCUGCACACAAGUGACCCACUUGGAACUGAAGGCACGUUAAGAAGAAGAAGAAGAAGAAGAAGCCCGAUUGCAGAACCCGAGGAGUUGACGAAGAUGUCGGCGUCGGCGCUGUUUAUAUUGGACCUGAAGGGAAAGGUCUUGAUCUGCCGUAACUACAUGGGAAACAUGGAUAUGAACGAGAUUGACCACUUCAUGCCCUUCCUGAUUAAGCGGGAAGAUGAGGCCGAGACCACUCCGCUCAUCACCCGCGGCUCCUCGCACUUUCUGUGGAUCAAACAUAACAACCUUUAUUUGGUGGCCAUGACCAAAAAGAAUGCCAAUGCUGCUCUGCUUUAUUCCUUCCUUUACAAGAUGGUGCAGGUGUUGCAGGAGUACUUUAAAGAGCUGGAGGAGGAGAGCAUUCGCGACAACUUUGUGACCGUCUACGAGCUGAUGGACGAAGUCAUGGAUUUUGGUUUCCCACAAACAACUGACAGCCAGAUUCUUCAAGAGUACAUUACCCAGCAGGGUCACAAACUGGAGAUUGGGGCUGUCCGACCUCCUGCCACUGUCACCAAUGCUGUGUCUUGGAGAUCAGAGGGCAUCAAGUACAGAAAGAAUGAAGUUUUUAUGGAUGUCAUUGAGUCCGUAAAUCUACUGGUGAAUGCAAGCGGGAGUGUCCUUCGAAGUGAGAUCGUAGGCUGCAUUAAGCUUAAAGUGAUCCUUUCAGGGAUGCCUGAACUCAGACUGGGCCUCAAUGACAAAGUGCUUUUUGAAAUCACAGGCAGAGACAAGAGUAAAACGGUGGAACUGGAGGAUGUAAAGUUCCAUCAGUGUGUCCGUUUGUCGCGUUUCCAGAAUGACCGCACCAUUUCUUUCAUUCCUCCUGAUGGCGAGAGUGAGCUCAUGUCCUACCGGCUCAACACAAUGGUGAAGCCGCUCAUAUGGAUCGAGAGCGUGAUCGAGAAGUUCUCCCACAGCCGGGUCGAGAUCAAGGUGAAGGCUCGUAGUCAGUUUAAGAGCAGGUCAACUGCCAACAAUGUGUCCAUUUUGGUGCCAGUGCCCAGUGAUGCCGACUCACCAAAGUUCAAGACCAGCACAGGCACUGCCAAGUGGUUGCCCGAGAAGAAUGUGGUGCAGUGGAACAUCAAAUCUUUCCCUGGUGGCAAGGAGUACCUGAUGCGGGCACACUUUGAGCUACCCAGUGUGGAUAGCGAUGAGUUGGACGCCAAACGACCAAUCUUGGUUAACUUUGAGAUCCCCUAUUUUACUGUGUCUGGCAUUCAGGUGCGUUACCUAAAGAUUAUAGAAAAGAGCGGUUACCAGGCCUUGCCUUGGGUGCGCUACAUCACACAAAGUGGAGAUUACCAGCUGCGGACAAACUAAAGGGCUCGGGCAAAGAUGCUGCCGGACGAAUGGCUCUCUGUGUCUUCCUCUCCUGUCCCUCCCUAUGUGCUCCUUACCGUGUUCCCUUUGAAAUGUAUGAAUUUCCAUUCUUUUCUACUUUUUUCAGACCUGUCGUUUGUGUGAGUAACAGCAGUCGAUCAAUGGCAGCCAGUGGAUGAACAAAUUACCAAGCAUUUGCCUCGUGUAUUUCAUCAUCAUGGAAACUUUUAGCAUUUUUUUUUUAAUCCGUUUGUGUUUAAAAUAUUAAUCUACUUUUUUGUACUUAAGGCUCUUUUACUCUCCGAGGCAGAA
Molecule: messenger RNA, 1904 nt
Organism: Syngnathus acus (greater pipefish)
Lineage: Eukaryota; Metazoa; Chordata; Actinopteri; Syngnathiformes; Syngnathidae
Gene: ap1m3
Product: adaptor related protein complex 1 subunit mu 3
Exons: 12
Coding region: 321-1592 (423 amino acids)
Biological process (GO): intracellular protein transport; vesicle-mediated transport
Cellular component (GO): clathrin-coated vesicle; clathrin adaptor complex
Molecular function (GO): clathrin-cargo adaptor activity
Source: RefSeq, a predicted model, not a curated record